CAGUAAAAUUGACAUUCGAGUGACAGUGGUUGUGAAAAAUGUGCAUGCAGAGCUUUUAAAUUAAAAUUAUUUUAUAAAUCAAAAUCUUAUAUUUAUGUCCAAUCCAUUAAUUACAAAAAUAGCGUGUAAAUUACAGUAAUAAAUAUAAAAAUAAACCAAUUAUUAUAUAAUGUAUUUAUGUUAUUUCAGUACAUAAAUGUCUAAAGCUUAUUAGAUUUGUGAUAAAAUAUCAGAAUUUGUUACGAGAUGAAUGAAAUUGUGAAAUUUGUUAAUAUAUUGGAACCGAGGAACUCUCAAUUCGGAAUAUUUAAAUUUAUGACACGAUCAUGGGAGCCCACAAAAACCUUAACCCUUGAUAAAUACUAUUUCCCGCAAGAACUCAAAAAAGUUGUCGCCGAUUCUGUGUACAUCGAUGCUUUUAUAGAAAAGGAAAGUAUUAGAAAUGGCAUUCCAAAAGAACAACUGAGAAAAGAGGUAUUGGAUUACUUAGAAGAAAUUGCAAUGGAUAAGAAACUACAUGUAAUUCGUUGGAUGGGAAUUGUGUUCCUCAAGAUAUGUUUUAUGAUGAAGAUAGAAGUAUUUGUGAAUGAAUCUUGGGUUUUAAAGUUAAAAUCAUCGAUGGGGAAGAAUCCAGUUUUGUUCUUGCCGACACACCGGAGCUAUGCUGAUUUUUGUCUAAUGACGUAUCUAUGUUACCAUUAUGACAUUGAUCUACCUGCUGUUGCUGCAGGAAUGGAUUUCUAUUCUAUGGCCGUGAUCGGUCAAAAAAUGCGUGAGACCGGCGGGUUUUACAUUCGCCGCACUCUAGUGGGUGCGCCGUUGUAUUCAGCCACGCUUCGCCACUACGUGCGCACUCUGGUUGCCAAGUACAGCGCGCCCGUAGAGUUUUUCCUUGAGGGGACCAGGAGUAGGAGUAAUAAGAGCCUACCACCCAAAUAUGGCAUGCUGUCAAUGACCCUCCUGCCAUACUUCGCAAGCGAAGUGACCGACAUCACAGUGGUACCUGUGAAUAUAAGCUACGACCGUCUCAUGGAGCAAGGACUGUUCGCGUACGAGCACCUGGGUGUUCCAAAACCAAAGGAGACUACAGGGGGUCUCCUUAAGUCUCUACAUAAGUUAAACGAUCACUACGGCAAUAUUUACAUAAAUCUCGGCGAUCCAGUAUCUGUAAGAGAAUAUAUCGGCCAUCAGUUGCCACUUUCCGCAGAAAUGUUGAAACCAUUAGACUUGCAACAACUAAGUGCGGACCAGUUUAAGAGUGUACAAGACAUCGCCAAUCACAUGGUGACGAUGCAACAGAAUUGCACAGUGGUGACCGUAUCCAAUUUACUAUCGAUCGUUUUGAUGGAGAGUUUGACCAAGAACGAGGCGUUGAUUUUAGACCAAGUUUUGGAGAAAAUUGAACGGUUGAUCCAGAUUCUUAGAGCCCUCGGUGCAUCAGUAUUCGAAAACAAUGUUAAAAGUAGCGUCGAAAGAAUAUUAGUGGUGCACAAGAAUUUGAUGAAAGUGGACGGAAAAAAUAGAUUAAGGCUCGUAUCUAGUGCUCUCGUGAAUAUCAAUUCCGAUGUUCAGAAGAAAAUGAAAGGUCACGUUUUAAAGGCAGAAACCAUCGUGAAUGCGAUACCGAUAAUACAAUUACAGCUGUAUGUAAACCCCGUCCUACAUUACCUGGUGCCGCCCGCCAUCAUAUACCUUAUAACCGCGAGAGGGGUCACGAAUAAAGAAGAACUAUCUGCGGACUACUAUAGACUUAGGAAAUUGCUUAUACACGAAUUCUUCCAUUUGGAGAAGACUGAAGAAAUUACGUUCAAUAGUGCGCUGCAAUACUGCGUGCGUAACGACGUGACGUCACCCACGUACACUCCUGGGAGCGCCCACGCGCUGCACACGCUGCUGCGCGUCGCCGUCACACCCGCGCUGCGCACGUUGCUUACUUGUGCGGAGGUCAUGGCGCAGUGUAAAAGAUGUGAGCACAAACGGGUCUUGAAGUUAGUCCAGGAACGCGUGGAGAAUGGUCGGUACCACCCCUACUGUCUAAGCCUCGAGGCGGCCAACAACUGUUUGCAAGGAAUGACGCUUUACGGAGCUCUCGUCAAACAAAGGAGCAAACAGCAACAAGUUACCUAUGAUACGGUGCCAAUAAAACUCGAGGAAUGUCGUCUUUUGAUAUCAUCGAUAUUACCAAGAAAGGAUGUUGAUUUUGGUAACAAUAAUUCGGUUAUAUUUAAACAAGAUGACGUCAAAGCUAAAUUGUAGAAAAAACGCGCCUUAAAACAAAAAUAUUCAAUACGAAUAAUUACUCACCAACCCGAUGGAUUCGGUUCCAAGCGGUUACUUCCAAUUUUUAUCUUUGGAUUUUAUAAAAAGUAUUUUUUAGGUAUAACUAUUGGGUAACUCGUCACAUAGGUUCAAAUUGGUAAUAUCUGCAACAUAUGUUUAACAAUCA
Messenger RNA from Vanessa tameamea, 2446 nucleotides. RefSeq names its product dihydroxyacetone phosphate acyltransferase (gene Dhap-at). The coding region runs from base 247 to 2256 and encodes 669 amino acids. NCBI's taxonomy places the organism in Eukaryota, Metazoa, Arthropoda, Insecta, Lepidoptera, Nymphalidae. The transcript is spliced from 11 exons. Gene Ontology annotation, biological process: ether lipid biosynthetic process; fatty acid metabolic process; triglyceride biosynthetic process. Gene Ontology annotation, molecular function: glycerol-3-phosphate O-acyltransferase activity; glycerone-phosphate O-acyltransferase activity. The record is from RefSeq and is a predicted model, not a curated record. Gene Ontology annotation, cellular component: peroxisomal membrane; mitochondrial membrane.